Magnolia sinica is the source of this 624-nucleotide messenger RNA. RefSeq names its product non-specific lipid transfer protein GPI-anchored 11-like. The record is from RefSeq and is a predicted model, not a curated record. The transcript has 2 exons. Bases 17 to 595 code for a protein of 192 amino acids. Lineage: Eukaryota; Viridiplantae; Streptophyta; Magnoliopsida; Magnoliales; Magnoliaceae.
AUUCUUCAGUGACGCAAUGGUGAAGAUUUUUUUAGUUUUUUGUUUUGUAGCCAUGUGGGCCAUGGUGAACGGGGAACGUUCAUUGCUGGACUACCCAACACCUACUGGGCAAUGCACCAUUGAUCUAUACAUGAACUUGAUUGGCUGUAUAGAUUUUGUUUCGAAUGGGAGUAAGGUCGCAAACCCAAGUAUAGGGUGUUGCAAUGGCAUAGAGGAAAUAGUGAAAGUAGCCCCUAACUGUGUUUGUCAGGCCUUCAAUUUCGCCAAGGAUUCUGGGAUUGAUGUGAAUAUGACCAAGGCUCAACAGCUUCCUUCUUUAUGUAGAUUAUCUACUGACAUCCAUUGUGAUGUGCCAUCAAAACCUCCCACCCCAUCUCCCCUUGCUCCACCCAAGUCAUCGCCAGCACCCACCCCAUCUCCCCUUUCUCCACCCAAGUCAUCACCAGCACCCACACCAUCUCCAGUGAUUCCACCGAAGCCAUCUCCCCCAGCUUCAUCUCCAGCACAAUCGUUGAGCUCCGGUGCCACGACAUUUUCAAUUUCUUCUGCAGCCCUUCUUGUUAGUUUAGCUAUUGCUACAUGCUCCUAUCUUUGAGCAUGUUAUCAGUCAUUGCAUUGCUUAUU